Molecule: messenger RNA, 1870 nt
Organism: Syngnathus acus (greater pipefish)
Lineage: Eukaryota; Metazoa; Chordata; Actinopteri; Syngnathiformes; Syngnathidae
Gene: srd5a1
Product: steroid-5-alpha-reductase, alpha polypeptide 1 (3-oxo-5 alpha-steroid delta 4-dehydrogenase alpha 1)
Exons: 5
Coding region: 109-906 (265 amino acids)
Biological process (GO): steroid biosynthetic process
Cellular component (GO): membrane
Molecular function (GO): 3-oxo-5-alpha-steroid 4-dehydrogenase activity
Source: RefSeq, a predicted model, not a curated record
UUCUGCAGCCCAAGCAAAAACGAUGCAUAGUAGUUCAUGUAACCUCACAACGUAAACACAGUUUUUCCCCUUUGUUUUCGACUUUUCUAUCCCUAAUUCGCCGUCUUGAUGGACAACCUUCUUUCGGCGUUAUUUUCCUCUCCGGAGGAAGAGCAAUACGUUUUGGAUUGCAUGGCUUACUUUUUAAUUUUAAUGGCUGCGUUCACGUUUGUUUGCCUGUUGUUCGUAGACGCGGCGUAUGGUCGGUACGCUUCGAGGAAAUACGGAUUUCUGGUGAACGCCAAGCUGGCUUGGUUUGUCCAGGAGCUGCCCUCGUUCCUGGUGCCAGUGUGUCUGCUAGUGUGGGCAUCCUCGGCAAAGAUCUCCCUGCUAGCCAAUCAGUUGCUCAUUGCAAUGUUUUUGUGCCACUAUGCACAGAGAGCACUUAUUUAUCCAUUUUUAAUCCGAGGAGGUAAACCGACAGCAUUUCUCUCUUUUUUCCUGGCUGUUGUUUUCUGCAUAUACAAUGGCUUCAUGCAGAUCAGAUAUCUGAGCCACUAUGCAGAGUACCCUGCAGAUUGGGUGACGAAUCCAUGCUUCAUUGCAGGUUCUGUGCUGUGGCUGCUUGGCUGGCUGAUAAAUUUGCACUCUGACCACAUCCUGAGGAAUCUGAGGGGGCCUGGAGAGAGCGGAUAUAAGAUCCCCAGAGGUGGAAUGUUCGAGUAUGUAUCCGCAGCCAACUAUUUUGGGGAGAUAACCGAGUGGGCGGGCUUCGCUCUGGCAGGCCAAUCUGUUCAGAGCGUGGCCUUCGCCAUCUUCACCGCAGUGGUCCUCAGCACCAGAGCUUUUUCCCACCACAAAUGGUACCUUGCUAAAUUUGAGGACUACCCCAAAACAAGGAAGGCAUUGAUCCCGUUUUUACUGUAGAAUAUUCUCAAAUAUGGCACAGCGCAGUAGCAGCAGGCGAUACGCUCGACCCAAUAACUCAUCCGCUCGAAAUGAACUGUGUCGAGGUUGACACUUGCGAUUGUGGGUGAUUUAUGAGAGGCUGCUGCGAAGCGUGCACAAGACAGUAACUAGUGCAGGAUCAUAGGAGGAAGGUGGGGCAAAAAUACAGAACUGGACUUGCACUUACAUGAAAACUUACAGGUGACCUUUUAGGCGGCCGGACUGAGUGAAGUGUAACCUGAAGCUUAAAUCACAGCGUGCCUGCGGCAAGUGCCAUCUGCAUUUUUUUCCCCCCGUAAAUAUUCACAGGUCAACAGAGGACAAAUAUUUAAAGCGUACCAUUUUAACUAAUAGCACACACACAUUUUUAACGUCUUAACCGCUUUUUUGAAAUGUGUGCUGACUUUCUCUACACGACUGAGAAAGUUCAUGUUACUAUUAUGAUUUUUUUUAUGCAGUGUUUUUGAAAUAAAUGUGAUUUAUCAUUUGUACACACGAAUGGAGUUUAAAGUGAAAGCGGUAUCCUUCAUGCCAUUUGUUUUUGAGCCACCGUAUUACAAGACCACUAUUCCGCUUGACAUGUCUUCAGGCGCGAAGGGAAAGAUUUACUCUCGCAAUUAUGUGGUUUGUGCGUUGACGCCAAAUGCAGUAUUCAUACUUCUACACACCACAACGCCUACAGGAUUGAGGGGAAGCAUAUUAGUUCAUUUAACAUGCAUGCCAGCGAGAGAGGCGGGGAACAGAUGCUCCAUCACAUCAUCUACUUAUUUAUUACUACAUGGUGAACAUUUGUAAAAAUUACAUUUUUGUCAUUCUAAAUUCAAUUAUGAGAGAAACUGCAAAUUAACAAACAAAAAUGAGUUUGGUGCAAGCUAACGUGGAUGUUUAGGGAAUACUUUGCAACAACCGGGGGAAAUAAAGCGCAUCUGCAAAUCUAAAAUAA